This is a messenger RNA of Paramecium pentaurelia, 1156 nucleotides long. Lineage: Eukaryota; Ciliophora; Oligohymenophorea; Peniculida; Parameciidae. The record is from the annotation of a GenBank genome assembly.
AAUGCAAGGCUCUUUAUAAGAGAAGGAAGCUCUAGCUGAUAUAUUUAGUUAAGUUAAAAAUGUAGAUGAAGAAAUCUUUGGAGUCAUAUUAAAAAUAUUACGAAAGGAAAAAGUUUAAGAUUGUAUUGGAUAUCUUUCCGACAAUAGAAAUCAAAUAAAUUUAGAAUAAUAAAUCUUACAACAAAUAGAGAAUAUCACCCAAGCUGAUACGGAAUAAAAAUUGUCUCUUGUGAGAGAAGACAUGAAAUAAAUGACAGAUGUCUUAAAAAAAUUAAAAGAUCAUGACUUCAACAACAAAGACUUUUCCUCUGAAGAAAAUGAAGAAUCUAAAUUAUUUCUAAUUAAUAGCAUCAAGGAUAAUAAAUUGAUCAUAGAAUUUCUCAAAUUUUUAGUUCAUCUAACAUCCAUAGAUGGUACUUUUAUUUAAUGUGGGUCUAAUUCAUUAAACACCUUAGUUUAGAUGAAGGUUGAUAUUAGAAACCAGUCCUUUGAGAAUAUCAGAAUAAAGAAUACAUCUGUAAAUGGAGGAAAUUUUGUAAGAUGUAACUUUAGUGGAUCUGAGUUUGAUAAUGUAGAUAUCAGCGGAUUGAAUUUGAAUGGUGCUUAACUAUUCAAUUGUAAAUGGAAAAACUUGAAAAUCUUUGAAUUAAAUAAAUUACAUGGUCAUGGUAAUUGUGUGAAUACAGUCUGUUUCUCUCCAGAUGGAAAUACAUUAGCUUCUGGUAGUGAUGAUAAGUCUAUCCGUCUAUGGGAUGUCAAAAUAGGAUAAUAUAAAGCCAAAUUAGAUGGUCAUGAUGAUGCUGUUAUAUCAGUCUGUUUCUCUUCUGACGGAAAUACAUUAGCUUCUGGUAGUGAAGAUAACUCUAUCCUUCUAUGGGAUGUCAAAAAAGGAUAAAUAAAAGCCAAAUUAGAUGGUCAUAGUAAUUGGGUAUUGUCAGUUUGUUUCUCUCCUGAUGGAAAUACAUUAGCUUCUUGUAGUAGAGAUAAGUCUAUACGUUUAUGGGAUGUCAAAACUAGAAAAUAAAAAGCCAAAUUAGAUGGUCAUACUAAUACUGUCUACUCAGUCUGUUUCUCUCCUGAUAGAAAUACAUUAGCUUCUUGUAGUAGAGAUAAGUCUAUCCGUCUAUGGGAUGUCAAAACAGGAUAAUAAAAAGCC